AUGAGAGGUUCGUCGUAUUCGCAGAAGAGCCUGAGCAUCAGCGGCUCCAGCCGGAUGAGGGUCCAGAGCCCGUCUCCGACCCGAUGCCGUGGAUCCUCGUACAGCCGCGGACGGACGGGACUCCAGGGCCAGGCAGUGGAAGUGGCCACCGAGAUCCACCAGCACCACGCCAACGAGAAGGAGGUGAUGCAGGAGCUCAAUGUGCGCUUCGCCGGAUACAUCGAGAAGGUCCAGGCGCUGGAGCAGAGGAACAGCGCUCUGAGAGCCGAGCUGGAGGCCCUUCAGGGACGCUUCAAGGGAGGGCCCACCGGCCUCGGGGACGAGUACGAGCUCAAGUUUAAAGAGAUGAGGGAGCUCAUCGAAGCUCUGACCGCAGAGAAGGGCGCAGCUGAUAUAGAGAGAGGCUACAUCGAGGAGGAGGUGGAGGUCUGGAGACUCAAGCUGGAGGAGGAGCUGGCCAUCAAAGAGGAGGCUGAAAUGAUUCUCCGCGAGUUCCGUCAAGACGUGGACAACGCGACGCUACAGAAGGCCGACCUGGAGAAGCGCAUCGAGCAGCUGGUGGCUGAGAUCGCGUUCCUGAAGAAGCUCCACAACGAGGAAGUCGCCGACCUCCUGAAGCAGAUCGAGGAGUCUAAGGUGACGGUGGAGCUCGACUCCGACAGACCGGACCUGGCCGCUUACCUGCGCAACAUGCGCGCCGAGAUCGAGGCGGUGGCUGCUCGCAACGUCCAGGAGGCCGAGAAGUGGUACAAGGGCAAAUUCGACACUCUGAAGGAGCAGGCCGGCAAACACGAGGACCAGAUGAAGGGCAUGAAGGAGGAGAUCACCAGCUUCCACAACCAGGUGACGGACCUGCAGAACCAGAUCGACGGGCUGAGGGCGAGGAACGCGGCGCUGGAGCAGCAGCUGGAGGACAUGGAGGAGGCGCACCUGGACAAGACGGCCGGUCUGGAGGACAUCAUCGCCCAGCUAGAGAGCCAGCUGUGCGAGACCAAGCUGGAGAUGGGAAAAUACUUGGCCGAGUACCAGCAGCUGCUCCACAUCAAGCUGAAGCUGGACGCUGAGAUCGCCACCUACAGGAAGCUGCUGGAAGGAGAGGAGAAGCGGCUCGGGAUCUCCGUCGCCGAAGUGACAGAAGAGAGAACCACGUCUGUCUCUCGUACUGUAGAGACACACACGGCUAUCGCCUGAAGAUCAACCUCGACUAAACCAUGUCCUGCUAAACUAGCUGAGUUCCCUGGGCCUCCUGAGAAUCACAAUGAAUAAAACGGUCUCAAAAUGUUCCCAGGCACUAAAUAAAGCUUGAUUUCAAUGCACACUUGUCUCUGCUGUAUACUUUCUUAUAAAGCCUCAGUUAUUCUGACCUGCUGUCUAUGGGCUGAAAGAUGGUCAAACUAAUACUUUAUUCCUGGAGUUUCCGCAUUAGUUGGUUCUUUACCAUUAUUCAGUUGGAUGAGAAUGAGCUGAAUAAUAAUACUAUUGUGUUCUGUAGAGCUGAUUUAUGGCUGAAAUUAUUUCAUAAUUGAUGAACAGUGACGGUUAUUAAACUCUAUUGAAUCAAAAUUGAAUUGAUUUCUUUUUCAGUUUUUGUUGUUGUCAUCUUCCAGUACAGGUAUCUAAACUUUUAUAAAUCAAGAUAUUUGAGAAGCAGAAUGAGGAGAUAUUGAGUAUAGUUUUCUGAAAAAUGCAUCAAAAAUAAGUGGGAUUAAGCUUUAAACAGUGAGGUCAGAAACACAUUCUGAGCCCAUUAGCAGAUACUUGUUCUUGUUUUAAGCAUAAACUCACUUCAUUUUAAUACAGCUUCAAGAAAACAAGACGUAAUAUCUCAUGUCAUUUUGAUUUUAUCUUGAUUAAAGAAUGUUUUGACAUUUGUACAAAAAU
This is a messenger RNA of Sinocyclocheilus anshuiensis, 1881 nucleotides long. RefSeq names its product vimentin (gene vimr1). Gene Ontology annotation, biological process: intermediate filament organization. The transcript has 3 exons. Lineage: Eukaryota; Metazoa; Chordata; Actinopteri; Cypriniformes; Cyprinidae. The record is from RefSeq and is a predicted model, not a curated record. Gene Ontology annotation, molecular function: structural constituent of cytoskeleton. Gene Ontology annotation, cellular component: intermediate filament; cytoplasm. Bases 1 to 1191 code for a protein of 396 amino acids.